CUGAUAAAUAUUUUUUAUUCCAUGGAUUCAUUACCUUCACCACCAGCAUCUUCAGUUUCAUCCGGAAAAAACAAAUGGGCUAUCAAAAAAUAUCCAACAACCACUACAACACCCAACAAAUUAGAACGAUUUCUUGCAUUUUUACUUGCCUCCUGGGCCACUAUCUCGACCAAUGCUAUUACCCAUAAUCAAGGUGAAAUCGUGACUCGAUCAUUACUACCCAACAUGAUACGACAAUGUUUAGAUUUACUUAUGUUUACUUCCGCCAUGGUGAUUACCUUGUUCAAUUACUUUUCCGGUGAUUUGGAUAAACAACCCAGUAUAAAAUCAUCAUCUUCUUCUACAUUGAUACCUCCUCCUUCUCAACAUACUAUUAUGGAUAUUAAACAAUUACGACAAUGGCAACAACAAUCUCACCAUACAUAUGAUCGAUUAGAAUAUAUUACUGCCACUUGUCCUAUGGAUGAUCUUAAACAACAUCGAAUUAUGGCAUGGGCUUCCUCACAAGGUUAUCAGGAUGGCGAUGUAACACAGGGACAUCAAAGUAUGCCAUUGACCAGUACUUCAUUACGACUACAUUCUAAUACCAUGAUGGAAGAAGUAGAUGAUGAUGAAAAAUAUACGUUUGAUGAACGUUGGUCUGUGGAUGGUGAUGGUAUCAAAAUGCAACAACACACCUCAGCAUUGGGGAAACUCUCGAUAUCCUCCUCUACCUCUACUGUCAAAAGUACUCAACAUGAAGAAAAUAAACGAUUGGCUUUGAUGGAGGUCCAAGUAGCAUCAUUGAUUCAACAAGGUCAAGCUGCUUUGUCCAAGAAAAUCAAAGUAUAUGAAUUGGAUCGCAAUGAAAUCGCUUUACGCCGUGCUUUGAAACAACGUGAUCAUGCUAUGAUUGGAUAAAUCUCCUUUUAUAUAUAUAUAUAUAUAUCAUUUUUAUACCCUUCUCAUUUUUAUAUAUUUUUAUCCAUCUUCUUAUAUGUAUAGUUAUCAUCAUUUUUUUAUUAUUUAUAUGUAUUGAAAAAUAAACAAAAAAGCAUCUAUCGU
Messenger RNA from Halteromyces radiatus, 1044 nucleotides. RefSeq lists its product as uncharacterized. The record is from RefSeq and is a predicted model, not a curated record. Lineage: Eukaryota; Fungi; Mucoromycota; Mucoromycetes; Mucorales; Cunninghamellaceae. The transcript is spliced from 2 exons. The coding region runs from base 22 to 900 and encodes 292 amino acids.